UAAUGUUACUUCAUUAACUAUGUAGCUGAAAAUACAAUAAACAGAUCAGCAAAAUGAAGUGAGCACACAGACCAAACACAUGUUGUUUUUCUCCUUAAUGUAGCAAACUACAAAAGUGAAAGAAAUGUCAGACAUUGAAGAAGAGGAGCUCAGCUUUGGAGAAUCAGAGGAAGUAGAGGAGGAGGAGGACACCAAGGAGGAAGAUGAGGAGGAGCACGAAGGAGAGGAUGCCGUGUUCGAACCAGAAGACCAGAUUGUUGCCUGCCCAGUCUCCCAGGAGAUGAUCGUUCAUUGUCUGUCAAUGUUAUGUAAGAUUGGGAACGGUCUGGCUCACGCUUUUGUCAAAAUGGAUUUGAGAGACAGGAGACUGACAGACAUCGCUCUGCUUAGCAACUUUGUCCACCUGCGGUUCCUGGACAUCUCAUCCAAUUGUCUGUCAGACUUGUCUCCACUGGCAGCACUUACGCAGCUUCUCUGGCUGAAAGUGGAUGGAAAUUGGGUGGAGAGUUUGGCCGACCAGCCUAUGAACCAGCUGGCCUAUUUACAAUGCCUCAGUAUGGCAACCAAUCGUAUCCAUAGCCCUGAGGGCCUCAAAGGUCCGGCCCUAGAAAGCCUCAAUCUGAUUGGUAACAGCAUUCAGCGAAUGUCAGGUCUGCAAUGUGACAAACUGGCAAACUUAGUGACUCUAGAACUGAGAGGGAAUCAGCUGGAGACGACCGAUGGCAUCCAGCUGCCAAAUCUGCGCAGACUCUACUUGGCUCAGAACCGCAUUAAGCAGCUGAAGGGACUGGACCAUCUGGAGCGACUUACCACCCUGCACCUGCGGGACAACCAGUUGGAGAUCCUGGAUGGCAUCAGCGCCAACAUGAAGGCUCUACAGUACUUGAACAUCAGGGGUAACCUGGUGUCCUCCCAGAAAGCUCUUCACUCCCUGACAAGUGUAUCAGGUACCUUGCAGACGCUAGUUCUGUCUGAGAACCCCCUGGCUGAGGCCGAGGAUUAUCGUCUGCAUUUGCUGGCCAGGCUGCCCCUGCUGGAGAGGUUGGACAAGAAGCCUGUCACAGCAGACGAGAGGGAGGAGGGCCAGGCUGUGUUCAGGGAAUUUGAAGAAGAUGAUGUCUUGGAACAAGAUUAGACACAUCUGCAAGGGAUGUGAUUUAAGUCGUGAUAUUCUUUUCACAUCUCUUGAAGCCUGCAGGAAUCAGUCCUUAAGUUCAGUUUCAGCUUGUUACUAAGCUCUGUCCACGUCACUGAAAUCAGUGUGGUUGGUUUAUCAUAUUUCCAUUGGUUCCAUUAAAGUGACUAAGAACCUAGUUUUUCUCUUCUAAACUAGAAAAAAAAAUCAGUGCACAUUAUUAUAAUCAGGGCUGCCAACUGUCAUGCAUCUGGAGUAACAUUCACACUUUGACUCAUAUUCAUGCAAUAAUUCUUAUGGCAAAUCCAUCUUGUUCCAUUAUGAACCUAAAAUUAGCUUCGUCAAUAGCGUUGGGGUAGUUUGCAAAACAUACAGACUAUUUGCAAGGUAAUAAAACUGUCACAUACAUGUAAAUAUGUGUGCAUGUGUGUGCAGACUUGUCUUGAAUUGGCAAUCUCACUCCAGCCAGCUGACCGAAGUUUCCAACCCUGUUAUGAUCAUUACUGUCUUCCAAAUACAAUGGUCUUUUAAAGAAAAGGACAUUUCAUUGCAUGAUGGUUCAUCCAUCGCAGGGCACACUCACACACCAUUCACUCACACAUGUACUCCUAUGGGCAAUUUAGUAACUCCAAUUAGCCUCAGCAUGUUGUUGGACUGUGGGGGGAAACCGGAGUACCCGGAGGAAACCCCAUGACGACAUGGGGAGAACAUGCAAACUCCACACACAUGUGACCCAGGCGGAGACUCGAACCCGGGUCCCAGAGGUGUGAGGCAACCACUGCACCACCAUGCCGGCCCGGCUUUUAUUAUAUCUGGAAGAUAUAAAAUUAUAUAUAGAACAGUGGAAGAGGUGUUGGUGUGGCCAACGGAGAAGCUCAUCCUGUAAUCUGUGUGGAUCCCAAUGCCCCAGUGCAGUAAUGGGGACAGUGUGCUGUAAAAAUGUGAAUUCUCUCCUGUGCCUUCACCAUCUUAGCUGCUGUGUGGUGAGCAUACUGGUGCAGAAUGGCUGCCGUAUCAUCCAGAUGGGGGCUACACAGUGGUGGUAGUUAAAGUGGAAUUUGCUUCCGUAAAGCACUUUGGGUGUUGUAAAAAAGCACUAUAUAAAUGCAACAUUCAUUCAUUCAUUCAUUCAUCUGUGUUCAUAAUCCAUUAUCCUUGAUUAAGCCGCUGGAUCAUCAUAAUGUAAUAGGAAGAUAUGACAUUACAUAUUUUUAUAAAAAAAUAUAUCAGGAAAUUAUUGCUUGGAUGUUACAGUGUAAAAGCUGAUAAUUGUGAAAUAUCAUGUGAAAAUAAUAUACAUA
Molecule: messenger RNA, 2436 nt
Organism: Brienomyrus brachyistius
Lineage: Eukaryota; Metazoa; Chordata; Actinopteri; Osteoglossiformes; Mormyridae
Gene: lrrc23
Product: leucine rich repeat containing 23
Exons: 7
Coding region: 125-1135 (336 amino acids)
Molecular function (GO): protein binding
Source: RefSeq, a predicted model, not a curated record